Messenger RNA from Cyphellophora attinorum, 840 nucleotides. RefSeq names its product Tyrosine-protein phosphatase. The transcript is spliced from 4 exons. The coding region runs from base 1 to 840 and encodes 279 amino acids. The record is from RefSeq and is a predicted model, not a curated record. Gene Ontology annotation, biological process: dephosphorylation. Gene Ontology annotation, molecular function: phosphoprotein phosphatase activity. NCBI's taxonomy places the organism in Eukaryota, Fungi, Ascomycota, Eurotiomycetes, Chaetothyriales, Cyphellophoraceae.
AUGACCGACUCUGAUCAAGAGCUCAACAACAUCCUCUCAACGCACCUCUUCGAACCACUCGCACCUAAUACAGUUAACGCCACCUUGUCUCGCCAGCCGUUCAUCUCCACGCCAUCAAUAGUUAAUGCGCGACAAUUACCCCUGCCAAUUCGCAAGGGCUAUGCUUACCGAUCUGGCAGUCUCGAGAACAUCACCGACAACGACAAGCAAGCAUUACUCGAUCUCGGCAUCAAGACGAUCUUUGAUCUCCGGAGCCUAAAGGAAACAAGCAGCAACCCGGAGCCCGAAAUCAAAGGCGUCAAAGUCCUCUGGGUGCCCUCUACCGAUGACAACGAGACGACUGCGGCGGUCCAGCAGCAACGACAAGAUCCCAAGAACUUCACUUUCUUGAACAUGUACAUGGACCUAUUGUCAACUCACCGUGACGCAUACAGAUCUGUUCUCGAGCAUGUGCGAGAUCACCCCGAUGAUCCGUUCCUCUUUCAUUGCACUGCAGGCAAGGAUCGCACAGGCGUCCUGGCAGCGCUUCUGUUGAGCCUUGCUGGGGCGGACACCAGUACCAUCGAUCGCGACUAUGCGUACACACGCAUCGGCAUAGAGCCAGCGAGAGACUUCUUGACUGCAAAGUUGAUGAAAGGCCAGCAGAUCGACGUGAACAAUCCGAUCAUGAGGCGAUACGCCGAAAUACCAAUUAAUGCUAUGCAACAACUGCUGGAAGCUAUCGAGACCGUGUAUGGAGGCAGUGGUGUAGAAGGUUAUGCUCGACAGGCUCUCGGAUUCGGUGAGGAGGACUUGCGGGUGAUCAAGGCUCACCUUACUAGGACAUCACUAGCCAAAUGA